GCAGUCAAUCUGAAAACUUCGGAUUAUUCACAAGAUCUAUUUCGGAUUAUUACAGAUUAUUUUGAACAACAUUCAUAUUACUAUGAGAGCUUUUUAUAUUAUUUUAUUUUGUAUUUUCUUCAAAAAAAUCGAUGCCGAACCCAAGCCCGAUUUACCUACGUUAUCUUCAGCAGUAAAGGACAUUUGUAAAGGUACCUUCAAGCCUAUUUCCAUUGGUGCAUUUUGCGAUAAGGCGAGUUCCACUUUGGAAGGAACUUUCAUCUCAUCGUGUUUCAAAGUCGAAAAUAUAUGUCAAGGUUUCCAACCAUUAUGCAAAGCAAUACUAACUGAUGGUAUCUGCAAAGAUCUUUUCACAAACGUUACCAUCGGAGAUAAGCCGACAAAAUCAUUGGGUUACACAAUUUUGCAUGAAACGUGCCUGAAAUCUCAAGAUGUAGUACAAACCGUAACCAAAUAUCUGAACAUGAACAUAGACGCUCUUUUAGAUCGCGACGUAGCAUGCCGAGACUUGACCAGGACCGUCAGAAGUGUUUGCCGUAAGUUCGUAAAUAAGGAGGCAUGCAGUCCUCGUAUUAUCCCUAAAGAGUUCAUAGAACAAUGCAAGAGUGUGCUUGACGUUUAUGUGUGUAAAAUACGUCCAGGACAAACCCCAGAGGGGACGAGUCCUUCAGCUAUUUUCGGUAGUAUUCUGAGUGGUUUGGGUAUAAAUUUGGGUAAAAAAUGAAAUUUUACGCUAUUUUCAAACAUGUUCUAAUCACAGAUUUGUAUGAUUAUAAAGAAUAAAAAUGUUACAUAUUCCUGACA
Messenger RNA from Trichogramma pretiosum, 804 nucleotides. RefSeq lists its product as uncharacterized. Bases 83 to 724 code for a protein of 213 amino acids. NCBI's taxonomy places the organism in Eukaryota, Metazoa, Arthropoda, Insecta, Hymenoptera, Trichogrammatidae. The record is from RefSeq and is a predicted model, not a curated record. The transcript has 5 exons.